Salvelinus sp. IW2-2015 is the source of this 4559-nucleotide messenger RNA. Its product is annotated as zinc finger CCCH domain-containing protein 11A-like. Gene Ontology annotation, molecular function: metal ion binding. NCBI's taxonomy places the organism in Eukaryota, Metazoa, Chordata, Actinopteri, Salmoniformes, Salmonidae. The record is from RefSeq and is a predicted model, not a curated record. Gene Ontology annotation, biological process: poly(A)+ mRNA export from nucleus.
UGGGGGUUGUCCCAAGGGGCAAUUAAAUUCACCAAGCAUGUGGCAAAUCUCACUCCAAGCCUUCUUCAAAAAUUGACAGCUCUGCAUUUUUUUGCACAAUUUGGGGAAAAUAUAAUUCUAAACAUCACUCAAAUCAGAAGAGGCUCAGUGAAGCCCAGGGAGAGUCCUGUUGGACCUGAAGAGAACACCCCUGACCCGGAAGUGAAUCCCGUCCACCAGCCUGAACAUGACUAACCAUGGAGAUGACUGCUAUUUCUUCUACUACUCCAACUGUGCUAAAGGUGAUUGCUGCCCCUUCAGACACUGUGAUGCCGCCAAAGGCAGUGAAGUUGUCUGCAGCCUGUGGCAGGAGAGCCGCUGCUUCCGACAGGUCUGCAAGUUCCGCCACAUGGAGAUUAAGAAAAACAGGAAGGAGAUGGCGUGUUACUGGGAGAACCAGCCUGCUGGCUGCCAGAAGCCUCACUGUGCGUUCCACCAUGAGAAACCACGCUUCAUAGACGGCCAAUACGUACCGCCUAACAAAAGUUUCGCCCUGAAAGAGGAAGAGGAGCCUCAUGAGGAUCCUUUGCCUCCUGUCUCUGCCCCCAUCCCAGUCAACCCCCAGCUCCAUGGGGUCAUUAAGGCGGAGACACAGGAGAACGUUCCCAGCCCUACCCACCCGCCUGUGGUCAUCAAUCCGGCAGAUGAUGAUGAGGAUGAAGAUGAUCAGUUCUCAGAGGGGGAGGACAGCAGGUACGGCUCAGACGGAUCCAGAGUGGUCUCUCCCAGAAAGAUGGCCGUGGCCUCCAACUCCGAUGACUCGCUCAACUUUGGUGUCAGAACCUUGGAGGAGAUCAGACUGAGGAAAGCCCUGAAAGCCAGUAUGAGGAUAGCUGGUUAUCCAGUUCCUGGCCAGGGCUCAGACCAGAGAAACAAUGGCAUGAGCAGCGAGAAGGAGAACAUGAAAUCUUUUAUCCGUCCAUCUCUCUUCACAGCUAAGGAUGAAGUUCCUGCCGGGGGUGACAUGCCAAUGAACCGCCGUCUGGCCGAGCGCCUCGGGAGGAACAUGGAGGAGGAUGAAAUGGACCUGCCCCCUCGGAAAGCUGUGAAACCUGUCAGGGACAGACUGGGAUUACCUGUUGAACCCAUUGCUGCAUCUGAAUCAGCUGAGAGCAACAGCAAGACUACAGCGUCUGAAGUAAUCCGCAUCAAAACCCUGGAGGAGAUUAGGCAUGAAAAGUUAGCCAAGACUCGGGGUCAAGGGGACGACCAUCGUCCUUCAGUCCCUGAUACCACCGCUUCCAAGGCCUCAAAGAAAAGUGCCGCUGUCAAAUCUGCAGCUGGUCUUCAUGUGAAGACCUUCUCUGAGAUCCUCCACGCCAAGAGGAAGCUGGAGGAGGACCAGGGGCCCAGCCUCAGGAAGGCCAAGCUGCUGGCUGUGGAAGCAGCUUUGGGUAACUCCCAGAGACCCCCAGAGCCUGCCAUGCCCAUGCGGGUGGCCCCUCCUGGGGGAAGAGUUAAGGUAAAGACGCUGGAGGAAAUCCGCAGGGAGAAGGCAGCCAGGAUGCAGGCCUUGGGACAGGAGGCGUCUAACGGGAAAAUCCCAGGCUCUGCCCCGGCCUCCAAAGAGGAAGGUGCCAAUAAGUCCUGCAUACUGCUUAUCAACAAACCAGCUUCUGCUGCCAGCACUACCACCCAGAAGACAUCCGAGGUGACCGAGAAAGAGAAGCCAGCUGAGCCUGCUUCUGUUGCUACUGAGGCCACCCCUGCUAACGGUAGCAAGGUGAAUGUGAAGACCUUUGAGGAGAUCAUGCAUGAGAAGAGGCUCCGCAGGCAACAGCUGCAGGAGGAGCAGGCCUCGUCCACCAGCCACUCAGAUCAGGCCUCGUCCACCAGCCACUCAGAUCAGGCCUCGUCCACCAGCCACUCAGAGCAGGCCUCGUCCACCAGCCACUCAGAGCAUGCCUUGUCCACCAGCCAAUCAGAGGGCUUCGCCAAGGCUGAAUCUACCCAGAAACAGGCCGGAGGCCCUGCCCCCCAGAGGGAGAAGAGGGUGUGGGUGAGCCCCUCUGCCGCCUCCUCGCCCCCCACCAUCACCCUGGAGGCACCUGCCCAUGCUCCCAAGGCCCCAUCCCCUCUGCUCUGUGCCACCCUACCCCCCCAACAGGGGACUCCACUAAGGCAGGCUGAGCCAGACUCCCCCUCCCUCAGCCCCAGGAGCUUCAGCACUGCCCCAGGCAAGAGGGAGAGAGGCUCCCCAGGAGGUUCCAGUCCCUCCAAGCAGGCUGCCUUAGCAUCAGCUACCUCCCCUAGGCCCUCUGUGGAAGAGGCUCCAGUUGAGAAGGCUGGGCAAGCUACUGAAGCUAAAGUAAGGCCCAAGCUGAAUGUGAGGCCUUCUGUGAUGAAGCCGGCUGCCCAGGUAAAGCCAGGCCAGAAAAGGAGAGCAGCAGAAAGAUCUGCUAUUGCUGCAGUCAAACCCCUCAACUGCACCUCCACAGCACAGGAAGAGCCACCACAGGAGCUGCCCUGCAAAUUGAGAGAGGUGUCCUUUCCCUUCUCCAGAAUACAGGCCCAAAUAAGUCCGAUGGUUCCUAGGAGUCCUCCCACUAUCCCGGGCCUGGGCCGCAGCUCCAGUCCCCUGAGAGAGGAGUUCCAGGCGGUCCCUGUCAAACAGCACAGCCCAGCCAUCCCCACAGCAGUCCCAGAUACCUACAUAGUCCCACAAAGUCCUUUGGUGAAGACGCCCACCCAGCCCAAGGCUCGGCGGCCCACCGUUAGCUCCUCCGCCAUGGACGAAUUUGACGAACUGAUGAUCGAGUUCACAGAUGACCGUCUGGAAGACGACUUGGAGCUGGACCCCGGCAAGGGAGAGGACGACUAUCUGCUGGAGCUGUCUGAGAUGAUUGACAGCUAGACUGGCCUACCUGCUAACCCAAUCACGACCCCUGGCCAACCCUUGACCUUGAGUAACGCUUAUGUUCAUGUCACCUGAUACCUUAUACCCCGUUCACAACCCCUGACCGACCCUUGACCUUGAGUAAUGCAAAUGUUCAUGUAACCUGAUACCCCAUUCAUGACCCCUGACUGACCCUUGACCUAGAGUAACUCCUACAUUCAUCACCACCAAUAGAAUUUCACCACCGGAACUAAUCAAAAACCCUCAGUCAACCACCUGAACUAACACCAGUUGAACUUUAACCUACUACCAGACAAACUUGCAGGGCAUCAAUGUUACUGAAGAUCUCCAACCACCUUCACCAUCUCUCAGCCCAUUUCAUGGUAGUAGACUGGUUGCUCGCUCUAACAUGUCAGAGGGGACUUAUGUUAAUUAAAUAAAAAAUAAAAUGCAUGGAAGUUUACAUUUUUAGAUGGUAUUGCUUUUACUCUUUACUAUUUCAUUCAUAGUUGUUACCUUUUGUCCUGGGAAAACGAUUCUUUAUGUAUUUUAAUUUCUGUACCUUUUUGAUUAUUUGACACUAGUAGUGAUAUACUUGUCUAAGUUUUCAUUUUUCUGGCUUUCUUUUUUUUGUCCUGAAAGAUAACAUGGAAAAAGCAAACAAUUUGUUGAAUGAUAUACAAAUAUAUUUUUCAAACAUCCUCAGGAAUUACCAUCUUGCAUUGUAAAGACGAGCUUGUGAUCUUACCUGCCAGGCCUGUCACCCAUGGUUGUUCAAUCAUGUAUCAUUGUUUGUUGCAGAAAGACUGACUCUGUGUAUGCUUAGAAGACUGCUUUAAAUGGAAGAGCUACAAUAACUAACUGGUKUAGCAGGGUGUCAGACUGCUGCUGCAAUUACAAUCGUUAGCCUGCUCCUGCGUUUGCCUUGAGCUCAUGUCUACUGUCAGACUGACGCUCCAAAAAUCAUGUACAAAGUUUUGUUCACCUCAAGUUCUGAACUGAUACAACGGUAAAUGUAAAGUGGUGGUGGGAACUUUGAGUAAGCUAUAUUUGAAAUAUGAAGUGAAUGUUUACCCUCAAGUAUUUGGACCUAAAAGUAAGAUUUGUUUUUCAGGUUUGUAUUAUAGAAGUUAACUCUGAAAUUAGUCCCUUUUUAAAUACAACUACCAUGUUCCUCUAGUUUCGCCUACCUAUUUCCCCCCCCUUUUUUAUUUGUAUUGUAUGUUGGUCAACACGUGUGUUUGGAUGAAAUACCAUUUUGGACAAUGUUUUAAACCUACCCAAUUAUUUGACUGAACAAUUCAACACAGUUGAUUGUUUGACAUCCAACCUGCUCUCUGUUCAACCUUUUGUUACAAAUAGUGUUUUCUAGUCUUAAAAUGUGAAAAAGCAGCUUCUCAGGGACUAUGAAUCUGCUGUCUGACUUUGAACCUAUUUGUAAUGUUCAUACACCAUGUCUGAAUUCAACUGACACUUUCCACUUUCCUCUGCUAGCAUGUGACAACUGGCCUUAGUGGUUGGAGUACCAGUUGGUCCUGUCCCAUGUCAACUGUGAUCAGAGUUGUAUGAUCUUGGAUGAUGAGCCUGUUGGUUGUGUAUCUGUACCUGCUUGAGCCUGUUCUGAUGUAAAUGUCUAAAGGGUGUUGUACAUAAUAAAAAGGCUUUCAUGAAUAGUUGCUAUUCA